UUUAUAUACUACUUGAGAUUUUAAGUCAUAAUUAAGUCAUGCUUAGCAGACUUAACUAUAGAUCAUUGGGUAUUUCGACUAUGUUGCCCACAAGAUUAUCCUAUUUAUUUCGGAAAGUUUCAUCUACAGUGAAAAGUCAACCAGAGCCAAUUAAGUUUGAUCCUGUUUUUACAUUUCCUUUUGUAAAAUAUAUUGCUUUAGUUAGUAGGCUCAAAGUAUAUCACUUAUAUGGAUCGUGUAUUGUAAUACCUAGCAGUGGUUUACUGGAACUUUUGAAUUUUGCCUCUGAAAAUACAUUUUUUAUUGCUUCAUAUAUCGGUAUCACAGGUGGCGCAGUGUUAUCAUUAUGUACACUCCCUUUUAAAAAUAUAAUUGGCCAGCUAUAUUUAAGUCAGGAUAAUAAAUUUGUCAAAAUAUCUUCAGUGGGAUUUUCAGGACAGAGAAUAGAUAGAAUUGUGGAUGUAAAUGACUGGAUACCAAUAUUAGAUUUAAAACCAAGAACAAUGGAUGCUAUAUAUCUUAGACCUGAACUUACUGAUGGGUCUAAGUACAAAUUAUUUGUGAAGUUUGGCAUUGUUAGAGAUUCAAAGAGAAUGGGUCAAGUACUGGAGUAAAGAAACAGCCUGUAAAUGUCCCACUGCUGGGCUAAGGCCUCUUCUUCUUCUGAGGCUUUGGAGUUUAUUCCACUACACCGCUUCUAUGGGCGUUGGUGGGUCUUGAAGUACUUAUACUAUAUAAAAUAUUUAAGUCUGUAAAUAGUUAUCGAAGAAAUAUAUAAUAAAAAAACUGAAAAUA
Messenger RNA from Nymphalis io (European peacock), 795 nucleotides. RefSeq lists its product as uncharacterized. NCBI's taxonomy places the organism in Eukaryota, Metazoa, Arthropoda, Insecta, Lepidoptera, Nymphalidae. Gene Ontology annotation, cellular component: mitochondrion. The record is from RefSeq and is a predicted model, not a curated record. The coding region runs from base 39 to 614 and encodes 191 amino acids. The transcript has 2 exons.